UGACUGGAGCUUGUCAGUUUUGUCUUAACUGGAAAGCUACAGCAUAUUCUACAGGAGGAAAUAAACAACUCCUAUGUGAAAAGAUUAUUGUCGAGCAGGUUUUAAUAUUUUGCGACCCUGCAGCUGCAUAAGUUAAAGGUGUAACAGUAUGAAAGGUUUAUACUGCCGAGCUGGAGUGAGUGAUGCUGAGCCCAAGUUCGUUAUUCAGGAAACGAGUCUUCCAGAGGUUUUAGGUAACCAUCUGGUCAGAGUUCAGGUGAAGGCGUGUGGACUCAGCCCGCUGGACCUCAAGCUGCUCGAUGACGUGGGGAUCCAGAGAGAAUUAAUUCCUGUUGGCAGAGAGGUGGCCGGGGUCGUCCUGCAAGUGGGCGAUAAGGUCUCUUUCUUCCAGCCAGAGGACGAGGUUGUAGGUAUUUUGCCCCUGGACUCUCCCUUCUCUGGCCUCUGUGAUGUCAUUGACAUAGAUGAACACUUAUUAGUUCAGAAGCCAGAGAAGCUCAGCUCGGUAUGUGUGGCAGGAGCACUGCGUGAUGGCCUCUGUGCUUACACUGCUCUGCACACACACGCUCGCAUGGCAGCAGGACACACACUCCUGGUCAUGGACGGAGCCAGUUCUUUUGGCCUUAUGUGCAUCCAGUUGGCUUGUUACCACGGAGUGAAGGUUUUAACCACAUCACACUCGCCGCAACAACACACAUUCCUGGAGCAGCUUCGGCCCAGCGUAGGUGUUCAGGAUCCUUUAGUAGCCAAGGUUAUUCCAGUUUAUAACGACUCAUCAGACCUGCUGGCAGUGGUUUUGGAGGAGACGGGAGGACUGGGAUUGGAUAUAGUCAUAGACUCUGGAGUGCGUCUGCAGGAGGAAGGGCCAGAGGAGACGAAGCUCCUCCCACACAAGCAUGACAUCAUCAGUGUGCUGGGAGUUGGUGGGCACUGGGUCACAUCCCACAAAGACCUGCAGUUGGAUCCUCCAGAUUGCAGAUAUUUGCACCUAAAGUCAGCCUCCAUUUCUUUCCUCAACGAUGAAGUGUGGACGGCUUCAUCAGCUCAGCAAGGAAGAUACCUCCAUACUCUGAAGGACAUUGUGGAGAAGAUGUCAGCUGGAGUACUCAGACCUCAGCCUGAGGAGGCGGUCCCCCUUUAUGAAGCCACGGUUGCCAUGGAGACUGUCCAGCGUCAUCAGAAGAAAAAGGCUGUUGUUCAACUCUGACCACAUUCAUCUGAGAUUCACAGAAAUCACUUCUUCGUGCAUUUUAACUGUUUAUUAUAACAAGUGGUUGUUUUUACGUGCAAAUUGUUUCCAGGGGGCUGAAACUGGGAAAACUGAAGCAUGCAUCAUGUAGGGGGACAUCACGUCUGAGCUAACACUGAGAAAUAGACACUCAUAUUAACACCUGUGGUCAGAGUCUCCAGUUAAUUUGACCUGCUUGAC
Epinephelus fuscoguttatus (brown-marbled grouper) is the source of this 1429-nucleotide messenger RNA. RefSeq names its product crystallin, zeta (quinone reductase)-like 1 (gene cryzl1). Lineage: Eukaryota; Metazoa; Chordata; Actinopteri; Perciformes; Serranidae. The coding region runs from base 149 to 1207 and encodes 352 amino acids. Gene Ontology annotation, molecular function: oxidoreductase activity. The transcript has 13 exons. The record is from RefSeq and is a predicted model, not a curated record.